Molecule: messenger RNA, 2967 nt
Organism: Bicyclus anynana (squinting bush brown)
Lineage: Eukaryota; Metazoa; Arthropoda; Insecta; Lepidoptera; Nymphalidae
Product: protein PBDC1
Exons: 3
Coding region: 290-781 (163 amino acids)
Cellular component (GO): cytoplasm
Source: RefSeq, a predicted model, not a curated record
UCUGCCGUGUUCGAACUUCGACAUUGUUCGACUUCGACAUGGUUUGUCGUCUGUGAAUUGUAAUUUUUGUUUUCAGAAAUUCUGAACUGAAAUCGGAAUUUUGAUUGGAUGCCUGCACUGCAAGUUGCAACUGCAAGUGCUAAAGUGCAAAGCCAGGUGUAAAUGUAUUUUUGGUUAAAAGAUUUUAAUAUUUCAGUCGGUGCCUAUUUGUAGUUUGACACGAGUACGGCUGACUCCGGCGAAGCAAUUUUUUAGUUGUAUUUAUCUACUUCGCAUUAUUCAGUGUAAAAUGGACGUCCUCACGAGGCCUGCCGAAGAGUUUGGUAAUGAUGAGACACUGGAACACCUUUGGGCCGCCAGGGCUAUGGAACAUAGCGACAUUUACUUUAACGUGCUAUGUUCAGUGGACACAAGGUGGCUGAGACUGACCCCUCAUGAUGACCUCAUAUACAAUCACUUCAGACAAGAUUUCCCCGAUCUAGAUGUGUCUUUCAUCAAAGAGGGUGAAAUCAAGAACAACACCAACAAAGCCAAGUGGCGUGUAUUCUGUGAAAAGUUCAAAAACAUUGUCGAGGAAUACAGUUUUGGUACAUUAAUGCGAGCGGACACAAAGGGUGACUAUUCAGAGCAAAACACAAUACUGGUGCCGCGCGUGCAGUUUUAUGCGAUAGAAAUAGCUAGGAAUAGAGAAGGCUUGAACAAUGAGGUCAAAAAAAAUUUCAAAUGUGCAUCCAAGGCACACAUGGAAGCUCAGAAUAAUGCAGCAGAAAUUGCUGUCUAAAAUUACUCUUCAAUGUAAUUUUAAGUCUUGUUUAAUAGCCUUUACUUAGCCAUAAUUUUCUAGUUUCUUAUAUGACCUAAGAACCUACCAUAUACAUGGGAUGCAAGCUGGCUAUAUGAAGAAUCUUUAAAACAUUCAGUUGUCAUAAUUAUAUAUUUUUAUCAUUAAAAUAAUGGUUACGAUUGAUUAAAAAGUUAAACUUGUAUUGUCUCUAUAAUAAUAUGCUCCUAACCAAUUUUUUUUCUGCUACAGCGGCCAAUGUUGAGAUUAUACAUGUACAAGAGAUAAUAUAGUGAACAAGUGUGUGAACCCUGGACCUCAUUGUCCGUACUGAACUAGCUAUCCACAGGACCAAUGAGGCAGUUGAAAUAUAGAUUAUUGUAUACAAAUAACAUAGAAAGUUUUUAAUAAAAUUUCCAAAAUGGGUUCAGUAGAGAUCCAAAGAUUACCACCCUACAACCUCAACCAACACAUAUAUACUUUUUGCAUAAAGUAUUCACGUCCAUGAUAAAUCCAUGUCCAUUUCAAUAAAAUCUAAUUUAUAUAUUCAGAGGCACGAUUAUCCGCCCACUAUAAUAUGAUGCGAGUAUAUUAAAGUGGGCGGAUAAUUGUGCCUCUGAGUAUAUAUAUAUGAAAAUUCAGUGUAUAUUUUUCGAUAAGGAUAAUGUUCUAUUGUGAUGUUAUUUUCUUAAAAUAGUGGAUCGAUUUUAGUUUAUAUACAACUCUAUCAUUAUACUUGAUAUUAUAAUCAUUUGCUUUGCUAAGUAAUGUAUAUUAAAUAUUAAUCUAAGCGUUAGUAUAAGGCCUCACUGCACUCUGUCAAAAUUGUUUUGAUUGUCAUUUAUUAUGCUCCAAAACUUCUGACACCUUGCAAAUGUCAUUUAAAAAUUAACUUUCCAACUCUUAAAUCUAUGCUUUUAUUAGUGUUUUCAGGUCCACUGUGUCUAACAGGUUGUUCUAAUCAUAAAAUAGGGGUAGCUAUAAAAACGUAGCCUGCUAAAAGCUAAUUUUCUAUCUCAGUGUAUAAGAUUACUAUGUCCUCUGUCAAUAGUUCAAUGUUUAUAGUAACACGCUGUGAUUGUGAAAAAGGCUGGGAUUGACUUACAGAAUUUGGAUAAUAGUUCUUAUUUAGUUGCUUUCAAAACCUACUUUUAUGUAAAUCUUACAGUUAUGUUAACUUAUAAGAUUUUAAAUAAACUCCAGUGAGUUUUAAAGUUUUACCUAAUUCAUGAUUUGAAUUGAGUGGCAGCUUUUAAUUUUUUUGUUGUCACUAAGUAACUUGGGUGCUAAUUUGGCUUUAUACAAAUCUCCAACAAACUAUAAGAUUGAGCUUUCACAAUGUUUAUUGGGGAGUGAAAAGUGUUAACCUGACCAAAAAUAUCUCAGGCACAAAAAUUACGCCUUCAGACAAAGCUUUUUAUAUUUCAUAGACCUAAGAUGCACACCAUGAGAUAUAUCGGUCGACAAAUAGCGAAGAAUAACGCCCUCUCUUUCGUCCUAUACCAUAACAACGAAAGAUAUUUUUAAAAAAGGAGAUGGUUCUCAAUUUGAUUGGUAUGGUUUUUUUUAUGGGCUACUAUUGUUUUAUGGUUGGCUAUAUUAUGUCAUUACUCAUUUUCUCUUCAAGAUUAUGUUGUUAUCGCAUGCUUCUCGUAGGAUCAGAAACUUUAAGACAAAACAUAAAUUUUUACCAUGAUAACAAAAAUUAAAAUGUUUACAUAAAAAUUAUCAAAUAAAGGUGUUAUGCAAUAAUUUUUUCUAUUAUGUAAUGGAGCAUGUUCACAUGUAUGUUUAUAAAAAACAUUACCCUCCUGACGCAGUCAGGUAAAAAUAGCCAUUUAUUUUAAUGAAAGAUCUAAUUUCAAAUAAUUAGGGGACUAAGUAAUUGAAAUUAGAGACUGGGAACCCAUGAUUUGAUGAUGUAACCCAUUUAAAUAUAUGUUUUACUUUGUCAAAACUUUCAAUUUCAGUCAUGUUAACCUGCCAUUAUACAUUAGUAUUACUAUAAAUUAUAACAUGCCUAAUAUUAUAGUGUAAAAAACAUUUACAUACAAGAUAAUGAGGUCCUUGAUAUGGAUCAGCAUUUUAGAAUUAUUGUAAUAAAAUGAAUGCCUAAGCAUUUUAGAAAAAUGGAAUGAGGUGCUCAAUUACUCAUACAUUUUUGAUAAUAAAUUUUUUGAUCAAAA